AUGGAUCAGAAUCAAACGCGGGCAUCUGGGUUUAUCGAUACGUUGUGGGAGGAAGACGACUACUUGGAAGACAUCAUAGACCAUCUUGCUUAUAUGGAGGAUGUGACUUUGCCAAGCAUUCUCAUGAUCGAAAAGCAAGAACAAAUCACGUGGGACCUACGGUCAAAUCUCAUCGACUUUGUCACCCGAUCACAUCAGCACUUUCGUCUUCCCUCGCACGUGCUAUUUUUAUCUAUCAAUCUCAUUGACCGAUACUGCUCAAGGAAGCAGGUCUUUGAAGAACACUACUGGUUGCUUGGGAGUGUCGCACUCUUUGUUGCCUCCAAAUAUGGUGAUAAGACUGACCGAGGUAGAAAUCUCAUACCUCUGUCGGUUCGUGAUAUAAGGAAGCUGUGUCACGACAUCUUUGAUGAACAUAUGAUAGCGCAAAUGGAAGUCUCAAUCUUGUACACUCUAGACUGGGUGAUGGGCCACCCGACAACGGACCAUUACCUGGACUUUUGCUCGUAG
Fusarium poae is the source of this 510-nucleotide messenger RNA. RefSeq lists its product as uncharacterized. Gene Ontology annotation, molecular function: cyclin-dependent protein serine/threonine kinase regulator activity. Gene Ontology annotation, biological process: regulation of cyclin-dependent protein serine/threonine kinase activity; mitotic cell cycle phase transition. The coding region runs from base 1 to 510 and encodes 169 amino acids. The transcript is spliced from 2 exons. The record is from RefSeq and is a predicted model, not a curated record. Lineage: Eukaryota; Fungi; Ascomycota; Sordariomycetes; Hypocreales; Nectriaceae. Gene Ontology annotation, cellular component: cytoplasm; centrosome; nucleus.